UAAACUUUUUAAAAUUGUAGGCUUCUACCUCAGUGGAUUAGAGUGAAUGGGCAUCUCAGUUGGAGUAGAGAAGGGGGUCUUACUGGAAGGUAAAAUGAAAACGGCCCGUCAAAAUUUCAGAUCUAAGAUUUCAGAGAACGACAAAGGCAUUUUUGAUGAAAUCCUAGCGGGGCGUCUUGAUUUCCAAAGCUCUCCCUGGCCUUCAAUAUCGUCUGGUGCAAAGGAUCUUGUUAGGAAAAUGUUAACAAUGGAUCCUCGGAAAAGGAUCACCUCUGCCGAAGCCCUUGAACAUCAAUGGCUCAAGGAAGGUGGUGAAGCAUCAGAUACGCCUAUUGACAGUGUUGUGCAAAUAAGGAUGAAGCAAUUUAGAGCAAUGAACAAGCUGAAAAAGCUGGCUUUAAAGGUUAUUGCAGAAAACCUUUCAGAAGAAGAAAUCAAGGGGUUGAGACAAAUGUUCAACAACAUGGACAGGGAUAGAAGUGGUACCAUUACUUAUGAAGAGCUCAAAACUAGGUUAUCUAGGUUGGGAUCCAAGCUUUCAGAAGAAGAAAUACAAGAAUUGAUGGAAGCUAUAAGCAACCCGCGACUAUAGAGGAGGUUCCUUGUGUUAACUCACACAUGGGGAACCAAAGGCUAAUUUUCCAUUUACUAAAAUAAUAGAUGAAUGUUGACUUGAACUCUAAGUUGAUGGUGGAUUGUAGUAAACCUGGCUAUGAAGCUCUUACAAGCUACUUCGAUUAUGGACUUCGCCAAUUAAUGCAAACAUGAUACUCAUUGUAUAUCGGCACAGGGUCUAUCUUAGCAUUUGUUAUCCCUGACAUUUUGGUUCUACAUAUUAAAGCCUAAUUAGGAUUUGAUUUGAGUAUCUUUGUGCUUUGUACUGUUGAUAGUAUUGGUUGUAAUAUAUUGUUGCUCGUUUUGUAUUUGUA
Coffea arabica (coffee) is the source of this 929-nucleotide messenger RNA. RefSeq names its product calcium-dependent protein kinase-like. Gene Ontology annotation, biological process: protein phosphorylation. Lineage: Eukaryota; Viridiplantae; Streptophyta; Magnoliopsida; Gentianales; Rubiaceae. The record is from RefSeq and is a predicted model, not a curated record. Gene Ontology annotation, molecular function: calcium ion binding; protein kinase activity; ATP binding.